CGGAGGUAGGUGGAGUCACUCUGGGAGCUGGACGGGAGCCUGGCGGGGUCAGCCCCCGACGAACUGCCUGGUGCAUGGCUGUGUGGGGCCUGGGAGGCCGCCUUGGCCUGCGCGGGGGUGUCGGCGCAGGUGGGCUAUUGUGUCCUCGUUUCCAGAGCCACCGCCCCCAGGGCGUGCAAGACGGGGACGGGUCACAGUCUUCCUUGAAGACACCCAAGAUCCCCAAGAUAUACACCAAAACAGGAGACAAAGGGUUUUCUAGCACCUUCACUGGAGAAAGGAGACCUAAAGAUGACCAAGUGUUUGAAGCUGUGGGAACUACGGAUGAAUUAAGUUCAGCCAUUGGGUUUGCUUUGGAAUUCAUCGCAGAAAAAGGCCACCCAUUCGCUGAAGAGCUUCGGAAAAUCCAGUGCUCGCUGCAGGAUGUCGGCUCUGCCCUGGCGACACCGCGCUCCUCGGCCAGGGAGGCUCACUUAAGACAUGCCGUGUUCGAGGCAGGGCCCAUCCUGGAGCUGGAGCAGUGGAUCGACAAGUAUGCCAGCCAGCUGCCCCCGCUCACGGCCUUUAUUCUGCCGUCCGGAGGCAAGGGCAGCUCCGCGCUACACGUCUGUCGGGCCGUGUGCCGCCGAGCAGAGAGACGAGAAACUGAAAAAGAGCUCACUGCAAAGCCUCCAUCUACACCACUCAGAGACCGGCUGCCACUGGCUUUACAGAGAAGUGGAACCCCACAUCAUAAAGCUUUCAUCGCUCAUGAAGUGGUUUGCCAGAGAGAUCCUGGGUGACAGAGCUCCGGCCUCAAAAGAACAAAUUAGCCGUUUGUACAAAACCAUCCACCUCGGCGAUGCUCAUAAUAGCAAAAAAUUGGAGAAACCCAAAGGCCCAACGAUGGGGCUUAGUCGAGCGGAGGAUGGGUCCUCAGUACACUGGACAGGGAGGUGGAGACGUGCCUGUGGGAUGAAAAAGCCCCUUGGGCAGGGGCCACAAACCCAGAGCCUCGGUUUUGGGGGGAGCACCUCCCAGCAAGGGUUCUGCGGCAGAGGGGACACACAGAAGGGGCCUAGCAAGGGCAGACAGCAGUCCACUGUCUGGAACGUCUGCAGCCAGACUGGCAAGGAGCUGCUUCGGGCUUCUGGAGGCGCUGGUGUGGGACGCAGCCCUGGGGCCCCCGGAAUGUACGAGAUGCGGUU
Zalophus californianus (California sea lion) is the source of this 1187-nucleotide messenger RNA. RefSeq names its product metabolism of cobalamin associated B (gene MMAB). Gene Ontology annotation, molecular function: corrinoid adenosyltransferase activity. NCBI's taxonomy places the organism in Eukaryota, Metazoa, Chordata, Mammalia, Carnivora, Otariidae. The transcript is spliced from 9 exons. The record is from RefSeq and is a predicted model, not a curated record. The coding region runs from base 75 to 782 and encodes 235 amino acids.